Limulus polyphemus (Atlantic horseshoe crab) is the source of this 9201-nucleotide messenger RNA. RefSeq names its product cyclin-G-associated kinase-like. Bases 123 to 3941 code for a protein of 1272 amino acids. The transcript has 25 exons. Lineage: Eukaryota; Metazoa; Arthropoda; Merostomata; Xiphosura; Limulidae. Gene Ontology annotation, molecular function: AP-2 adaptor complex binding; ATP binding; protein serine/threonine kinase activity. The record is from RefSeq and is a predicted model, not a curated record. Gene Ontology annotation, biological process: protein phosphorylation; regulation of clathrin-dependent endocytosis; positive regulation of Notch signaling pathway. Gene Ontology annotation, cellular component: cytoplasm.
CACAACUGCCGUUAUGGCUGAUAGUGUUACUGUGGAGUAAUUUAUUCACUUUCGAUUUUGUCUGAAAACAGUUAAAUCAGUUAUGCAUUAUUCGUAAAAAUUGUUUUCUUAAGAAAAUAAAUAUGACAGAUCUUUUUAAGUCCGCUCUUGUAUAUUUUUCUAAUAGUAGCAGCACGCAAAAAGAAGAUCACGAAUUUGUUGGUCAAAUAGUUGAGUUGGGAACUCAGAAAUUGCGAGUAAAAAGAGUCAUUGCAGAAGGUGGGUUUGGAUUUGUAUUUGUGGCCCAGGACCCCACAACUGGAAAAGAAUAUGCUCUUAAGAGACUUCUGGCAGCUGAUGAAGAAGCAAGCAGAAGUAUUUUACAAGAGAUAUCUGUACUUAAAAAGCUGUCAGGCCAUUCAAACAUCAUACAGUUUAUGGCAGCAGCUGCUAUUGACAAGAAUCAGUCUGACCAUGGGAAAUCUGAGUAUCUGCUACUUACAGAACUGUGUACAGGAGGACCUCUAAUAGAUGUUUUGAAAGCAAAACAAGGUCCUUUGACAUGUCGACAAGUUGUGCAGAUAUUUUAUCAGACGUGUCGAGCUGUACAGCACAUGCAUGAACAACAGCCUCCAAUCAUUCAUAGAGACCUCAAGAUAGAAAAUUUAUUAUUGAGUAGCCGUGGUACCUUAAAACUCUGUGAUUUUGGAUCUGCUACAACAAAGACGUACCAUCCUAAUAGUUCAUGGACUGCCAUACAACGCAACCUUGUAGAAGAUGAGAUGACCAAGCAUACGACUCCAAUGUACAGACCACCAGAAAUCCUUGAUACAUAUAAUAAUUAUCCAAUUAAUCAAGCUAUGGAUAUUUGGGCCUUGGGAUGUGUGCUGUUUUUACUAGCCUUUCGAGUACAUCCAUUUGAAGACUCUGCAAAAUUGCGUAUUAUCAAUGGCAAAUACACCAUUCCAGAAAAUGACACUGAAUAUGAAAUCCUUCAUGAUCAAAUACGUGGAAUGUUGCAGAUCAAUCCAGUAGAUAGACCUACUAUAGAGUUUGUGAUAGAACAGUUACUAGAAAUAGCAGAAACCAGAAAGAUAAACCUUCAAGAGGCAUUAAGACUAGGACAACCUAUGGGAGAGAGCAACCCUGCUAGUCCAGCCCACAUUGGUCAGGCUAGAAAAUGUAGUGCUGAAUGUAACAAUACACCAACUCCUCCACCUCAUACUAACCAAAGUCAAAGUUACUCCCAGAAUUCUACCCAGGCAGCUGCAGGCAGUGGGCUUUUUACAUCUAUACGAGGAGGUGCUGGAAGUCUAUUUAAAAACAUUAGGGACACUUCUACACGUGUAAUCCAAACUGUUCAACAAACCAUUACAAAGACAGAUUUGGAUUUCAGUUACAUUACUACAAGAAUAGCAGUCAUGUCAUAUCCAGCUGAAGGAUUAGAGUCAACUUACCGAAACCACAUAGAAGAUGUUCGAGGAUUUCUCGAUGCAAGGCAUCGUAAUCAUUAUGCAGUUUACAAUGUGUCGGGUCGAGCAUAUACCUCAGUGAAAUUUGAAUCCAAAGUAACACAAGUGGGCUGGCAGGCUAGAAAAGCACCUCUUUUCACAGUAUUAGUUUCUUUGUGUAGAAAUAUGCUCUGGUGGCUUCAACAAAAUCCUAAAAACAUUUGUGUAGUCCAUUGUAUGGAUGGAAAAAUGUCCUCAGCUGUUCUUGUUUGUGCAUUCCUGGUAAUGUGUCGAGCGUUUCAAACACCAGAAGAGGCUCUGCAGUUGUUUGCUGUGCGAAGAUGUCCAGUCAAUCUUCUGCCAUCACACAAGAGGUACAUAGGUUAUGUAGCCCAGUUAGUUUCAUCGCAACCAUGGCUACCUCACAGAAAGAGGGUGAAGAUUAUUUCUGUUGAAAUGAAACCAGUUCCUCUAUUCACAAAACUAAGAGAUGGCUGUCGUCCUUUUGCUGAGGUUUAUGUAAGAGAAGAAAGGUUAAUAACUACUUCACAAGAAUAUGAAAGAAUCCAGCAUUUCAACAUGGCUGACCAGCAUGUUGUUAUACCUCUGCAUGUGUCAGUCAUGGGUGACACAACAGUGAUGAUCCAUCAUGCUAGGUCUACUCUUGGGGGCAAAGUUCAAGGAAAAGUUACAGCUAUCAAGAUUUUACAGUUACAGUUUUUCUCUGGUUUUAUUCAGCCUGGCACAGAAACACUAACAUUCCACAGAAAUGACUUGGAUGGUGUGGAAGAAUUAGAUCGUUAUCCUGAAGGAUUUACAGUAACACUGAAAGUUGAAGUUGAUAGCCAAGAACAAUCUCUUCAUUCCAAUAAACCCCUUGCUUGGGAGGGAUUGGAUAAGAUGAAUCUAUCACCAAAAAUUUUGUUCUUUACAGAGGAUGAAAUGGAGUCCUGUUUAACUCAGUUUACAAAUGUUGUGAACAAGCGUCAACCUUGUAAAGAGACCAAUGGUACAACUGCUGUUUUAUCAGAAGUUUUACCAUCUGUCAACUGGGAGAAGAAGCAUGAAGUAGUUUGGGAAGAAGAAAGUGACCAAACACCUACACCACCACCAAGUCAAGGGAGAGAGAAAACAUUAGAAGACUCAAAAAGACUGGCACCUGAAGAUGUUGAUCUUCUAAACCUUGGAACAAGCUCUUCUGCUGUAGAUGGAGAUUUUGAAAGAGGAACACAAAACAAUCAGAAUGGACCCUCUUUCAAUCUUUUGGACAUAUCAGCUGAUGGAAGCAAGCCUGAACUAACUAACUUUGACUUGUUAAACAAUCCGAAUGUUCCACUGAUCACAACAUUAAAUUCAGGUUCUGGAUUUCAUGAUCUUUUUGAUCCAUUUACAGAUGGAUCCACGAAAGUUCCAACACCAGCAACUAACCAAAACUCGGGACCUGAUCCUUUUGGUGUGUUCAAUGCAGGUAGUUUAACUUCUGUCCACAAGACUUCAGGAGAUACUUCUGCCGAUUUAUUUGAUCCAUUUGCUACCAGCGUUGAUGAUAUACGAAGCAGCAGUGCUGGAAACACACCUCAACGUAAACCCAGUAUUUCAUCUAGUGCAUCAGCAUGUAAUCUUCGGGCAUCUGAAGGUCAAGAUGCUUCCCUUAUGGGUGGCUGGGAUUCUGUUUUCACAUCUCCUAGCUCAGCAGUGCCCCCAGGUCAACAAUUUCCAAAUGUCACCAUUCCCCGUAAUGCUUCUACUCCCAAUCUGGAAGCAUUAAAAGAAACUUGUGAUCCUUUUGCUGAUCUUGGGAAUCUCGCAACUAAUCUUGGUAAAAAUUCACAACAAAACUUUGGCACUUGGCAGCAACGAACCACUUCAUCCAGCCUUUCCCCUGGCACUAGUCCUCAACACAUGCCACGCCCACAGUCAUAUGGAGGCACUGGACCCAGUGCAUUUCCACAGGCAUCAGGGAUGAACUCUCAUCAGCCUAAACCAAGUGCCACUGCAGGAUUGCAGAAAGGUGAUUACAGUCGCGGCAAUUUUGCUAGCAUCUUUGGAGAAAGGGAUGAAAGGGGGGCCAAAAAAGGUUUCGGUACAAAGCCUGUAGUUGAUCAAGAUGAGUUUGAGGACUUAUUAGGAUCACAAGGAUUUUCAGGAUUUGGCAGAAAAGAGGUUGGACCAAAAACAAUAGCUGAUAUGAGAAGAGAAAUUUUAACUAAAGAAAUGGAUCCUGAAAAACUAAAGGUUUUAGACUGGACACAAAGAAAAGAAAGGAACAUCCGAGCUCUCUUGUGUUCUCUUCACACGGUGUUAUGGGACAGUGCUCGUUGGCAAGAGGUUGGCAUGCACCAACUAGUGACAGCAGCAGAUGUGAAGAAGUUUUAUCGAAAAGCUUGUCUAGCAGUACAUCCUGAUAAAAAAGUAGGAACAGAGAAUGAAUCUCUUGCUAAACUCAUAUUCAUGGAGCUGAAUGAUGCAUGGAGUGAAUUUGAGAAGCAGCCACAACAGAACCUGGUCUAGUUGAGGUAGAACUGUACUGGUUUUCAGUAGUGGGGCCCAUAAUGUGGUGAAGGAUGCAGGUAACGCCUCACCAAAGAAGCGUACUUCUUGUAUACAUACAGUAUAUCUAUAGAUAUAUAUAUAUGUGGGUAAAUAGAAAAUUAUGUUACUGUGUAUAUAAUGGAGAAGUAAAGUACCAUAUCUCUGUGAUUUUACUUCCCAUGAAACUGGUGACUACCCUCAAUCUUAUGUCUUCAUUUCAAUUUUUGUUGUUGUUCUUUGUGACUUUGAAGAUUGUUACAUUCCUAAUUAAUGCCUUUUGACAGCUAUGGUAUGCAGAAAUGCAUGUGGCUAGUCUAGAAACAGAACAGAUCAGUCUAAUAUGGUUUUCUUCUCUGUGAGUACUACAGUUGUUAUUAGUAGGUAAAUGUCAAUAUCCAUUUCUUUGUGGCUUAACUUAGGUGUCUCUCUCAGAGAAAAACAGAUCAUAUGGUGUUUUGAAAUCUCAACAAUUUGUUUGUUGUUAUUAUUUAUUAUUAUUAAGAUGUAGUAAACUGUGUGUGUGUGUGUGCAUGUAUGAAAUCUACUAUACAAACCACAAGUAGAAUUUUCUAUAAAAGCUGGGAAACAUUUUUUAAGCUAUGUUUACUAUUUGACUCAAGGAUUGAAUAUAAGUAACCUUACAUAAGCUUAUUUAUUGGAACUUGAAGUAAUAAAAUUUUAUCAAACUCUUUGUUAAAGGUAGUGUUUAGAAAUACAAGUUCAGAUCUUUUUGUCACAUUGGAGGUACCAUGUAUUACAAAUGGCUUGUAUAGAAAGAUAAGUUAUUUCCCAGUUUGAACUUUGUGCUUAGACAGCCUAAUGUGUGUGUAUGUGUCAGUUUUGUAAGUGCUUGAAAGCGAUAUAGUGUAUAUGUUCAUAAUUGUUUGUAGAGGAAACAGUCUAUAAAUAUGUGAUUUAUAAACCUGUAAUUGAAAUAUAAGUGUGAUUUAAGAGAAUUGUAUUUCCUAAUAAAGCAAAUCAAGUUCAGAAGUAACAUUGUUACAGGGAAGGUUCGAACUAUUAUGUUUUGAGUUCCCAGUAAGUACAUGAAUGUUCAUGUCUAAAGUUGUUAGGCACUAAUUUUGUAUCUUUACACUGUUUUGAGAUGGAAAGAAAUGGCAGCAGAGUAUAACAACAAAGAAAUAUUUAAAAUAGUAGAUAGUUGUUUUGUUGGCCAUUCUUUAGUAUUUAUAGACUGAAAAAUCCCAUCAAAAAUUCAAAUGGAGUCCCAUUCUACUAUAUGUAAAGAACUAGGUAAAUUAGCAUAAGAUUUAAAAGUUAGUCUUUGUAUUUAUAGUUUAUUCAAAAGAUGUUGUUAAGAGUCAAUGGCAGAUCUAGGGUUCAGUCUUGGAAGGGGCCACCUAACUGGAGUAGGGGCACCAAAAGUGGAUGAAGAAACAAAAAAACAAAGAUUGGUUGCAUCAUUUGAGUCUCUAUGUAAUGUAUAUAAAAACAAGUGUGUAGACAUGACUUCAGAAUUCAAAAAAUAUGUUCCUCAUGUGCCCGAAGCCCCUUUAUUGGCAGUCUUGUAAGGCAUCCAUCCUUGAGCUUGUGUUUUUCCUGGAACCCAAGAUAUUUAUUUAGACUCAUAAAAUUCGUUGCUUAACAAAGUGAGCCAUGGGAAUAGUGCACCUGAUGAUGCAAUAACCAUGGGUGCAAUUUGAAUUUGAAUGAUUUUUCAUCCUGUGAAGGCCACAAGUAUAUUUGAAUCAAUGGAUGUGUAAUCCAGUUGUAAAGUGCACAUUUUAUAGCUCAUAGCAUACUAGAAGGUAAGCAUAUGAAUUGAAAACAAAGGUCGACUUAUGAACUUCAGCCAACAGAAAUUGACAGAUGAAAAAAAAAUUUCCAUACUUGUAUUCAGACACUUACAUGUAGCAAUUCAAGGAUCUUACCCCUCCCUUAUCUGCCAGUAGUGAGAGUAUAAGAAAGUUGUCUUACACAUUUGGUGUUUUUUUUGUCUGUUUGAAAAUGUUUUUCAAGGUGUGUUUCAUUGAUGUGGUUAAGAUGAAGAAGCCCAAAUAUUACAUUAAUAUUAGGUCAUUGUCACUUGUUUUCUAUAUCUGGAUUGCUAUUGGUUAGUUUUUCUCUGAAUUAAUUUUAUUUGUUCUUAAUAAGAAGAGACAUAGAAGAUAUUUUUGUUUCUUAAUAUAGAAAUGUAUGUCACUUGUAUGUUAUAAACAUAUUCUGCUUUCCUAGUGGUAUUAUGUUGUUUUCCAGUUGUAAUAUGUGUUGUUGUUUUUCCUUUUCAAGAUUAUUCAGAGUGUUUAUCAGCUACUCCCUAUGCUCAACAUCUGGAGUGCUCUGUUUUAGUGUGGGUAUGGAGCCAAUGUGACUUAGACUUUGUUUCAAACAUUUUUAAGGUGUGUUUCCUUAAAACUUUACAUUCCUAGUAGAGAUGUCAUCUUAAGCUUCUUUGUUUGAAUGUACUAGUUACACUUUCCACAACCUGCUUUUUUGUGUGUGAAUAUAUUUCAUUUAAAAAGAAUAAUCUUUUGUUCAGUUUUGCUUGUUUGACAUGAGAUAUAUCAAUAAGGUAUCAUAGGCACUGAACUGGAAUUAGAACUUGUUUUCAGAAAGUAAUCAAGUUUUUUUGGGUUUUUUAUAAUCAUUUGUCUAUUUACAUAUAUGCUGAUUAGACACAAGCUGUUCCUUUUUAAAAUUUUGAGAAAAUUAUAUUUAACCAUAGGAACAAAUAACAUUGUCAAAUAUAUCUAUCUGAUCCAGAGUUUAAUCCACCCAUAUCCCAACCAUAUGAAAACUGUAGAAUUUUGAAAGGUUUCAUUCUUUUUUUUUUUAAUAUUUUCCAAGUCUACCAAGAAUUAUUCCAGUAGAAAUAUGCUGUUCUUUACAUGAAACAGCAUUUCAUAAAUUUUAAUGUAGUGUACAUCGUAAAAAUAUUAAAACAUUAUUUACUAAAGGCAACAGUUGUUUGGCAUAGAAAUUCAAAAUAGUCAUGUAGUAAUAUGGUGAACAAAUGAACAGCUAUGAAUGAAUAUAGUGAAUGUCUUAAAAAAUAUUUUCCAAGGAUGCUUAUUCAGUAUUUUUAGAACAAUUGUUUUCAAAAAGAUGAAAUUUUAAUUGUGGAGUAAAUUUAUUUUAAUGAGAAAAACAAAAAUUUUGAAAUUAAUGUUUUUUAGAUAUUCAAUUCUGAAUAUGCAAAACUAUUGCCUUCUAACAUACACACUUUCACCAAAAUGUAUUGUUGUUGAAAUCAAAAAAGUUUACACUCCCCCAGUAAGAGUAUUUUUAUCUGCACAAACCUAUAUCACAAAUUCAAAAUUUCAACCAUUAAUUUAAUAUCUAUAUAAUGUAUCAUUACUUAAAAUAUCCAAAUAUAACAAUAAUACUUGAUGUGAACACGAAAAAAAAAAAGAUUUCCCUAUAGUCUGUUUUCAUUAUAUGGCAUUAGAGAAUUAUAUAAAGGUUCCUGUCAAUCUUAAACUUCCUAAUAGAAUAACAGACACUGAAGAUUUAAUGUACAAAUACAGAUGCACUUGUAUAUAUAAUUUUUUUUAAUGAGUUAUUUGUUAGUAGAUCAAGUGCCAAAAUUAUUUCUUUCCUUUGUUGCUCUAAUAGUAAAGUCAUUUUUAGUACUUCUUUAUAAAGCUAACUUAUUUCUGGUUUUGAUUUAACCAGUUCAACAGCAUUUCCUUGUAGGUAAUUAAUAAAACAACUUUCUUUGGCUUAACUUCUGAAAUAAUUGCCAAACUUUUGCAUUUACUUGUAAUAUUUUUUUAUUAAUAGAAUGAGUGUUCUUUACCAUUAUUUUUAAUGUACCAUGCACGUGUUGCUGCUAUGGGAAAUGGACAUUCCAUUUUGUUCAAAGAUUAUUUUUGCAAUAUCUUUGAACUAUUUUGUAGGAUUUUAUGUUGGUGCAAAAAAUAACAUCAAGUUGGCCAAGUGUUGACUUACGUUACAUUUAAUUUAUAUUUCUUGUUUUUUAGCAUUAGAGGCUUUUUGUGUUGUAAAUAUGUUGAUAUAUUAUUAGUUAGAGUGAUUUUGACUUGAAAAUAAGAAAUAUAUUACCUCAAAUAAUCAGGAAGAUAAAUCUCAUUCCCUGUUUUCCGUCGAUGUUUCCCAUUCUGUUUCUACACCUCAUUACUGUGAAGUAUAGAAAGACUUCUUGUUAUGGAGAUUUGAGUAUUUUGGUGUUUAAUUGCUAGUGAAAAUCCCCCAACAUGAUAAUUAAAAAGCAACAACCCUAAAGUUUUUUGCAAAUAGAUUAUGUGAUUGUAAGUUGUACCAUUUGAAUUUAACAAGUUAUUUUCCUUGUUAGUAAAGAAGUCAAAUAUUUUUUAAGCCAUUGUUUCAGUGAGAAUCUUCAGACAGGUAGAUGCAGGAGUUACUACAAGGGAAUACCUACAUAGUAGAGUUCCUUGUUGACUAUGUAAUCCAUACUGGUGGUUUUGAAUUGGAAUGGAACUAGUAUGGAAAAGUUAAACAUUUUUAACACACUUGCUUUCCUGCACAGUUACAUAUUCCACAAUCAUACAACCAGUAAUGACUGUGUAGCUGUUGGUAAAGCUGGAUGGAGAGAUUUGUUUGUUAAUGUUCAGUACUAGCAGGAUUUUUUGCUCCCAUCCAUGUUAAAGGUAUCUAGGCUAUGAUUGGAGUACAUACAUUUAUUACAAUGUUCUUGAUGAUGUUUGUGGAUCAGUUGUACAGUUCGUAUAAAAUGUUAUUGUUCUUCAUAAUUUGUGUUACAAUUAAGUGGACAAAGUGGGGGAGAGAAUAUUUAUAUGUUUUAAGUGUUGUAAAAGUGUAAAACUGAAUAUUUGAAGUUUAUGUAACAAUCAUGACAUACUUCAAUAAAGUUCUAGUUUCAUUAGUCACACCGUAAAUUACAAUCAAAAAUGUUUGAACGUUGGAUUUACUUUUCAGGUCAUUUUCACUAUACCUAUUUCUCAACCAUUUUAUCUUGCAUAUUUGUCUGCUCUGUUUACUAGCAUUAUAUAUGAACCAGGUAUCUUAUUAUUUUGAAAAAUGUAUUGUCACUUUUGGUGUGGCUAUAUAAAUGUUGUGAGCAAUAAUUUUUCUGGAUACUGUCCAGUUGAAAUGGUCAAGUAUUUGUGACUGUGUUUAGAAGUAUCAAGCUUCCCUGUAAAUUAGGUGAGCCAGUGGGCAGUUUAAAAACCACUCCAGCCAUUCCAGAAUUAGUUAUUCACAUUGUGUGAACUUUUGAAUGGAAUUUCCAAAUAUUGUAAGCUAGACUUGUUAAUUAAAAUGUUUUUCUUCACAA